Messenger RNA from Saccostrea cuccullata (small rock oyster), 1484 nucleotides. RefSeq names its product inactive pancreatic lipase-related protein 1-like. NCBI's taxonomy places the organism in Eukaryota, Metazoa, Mollusca, Bivalvia, Ostreida, Ostreidae. Gene Ontology annotation, biological process: lipid catabolic process. Gene Ontology annotation, molecular function: triacylglycerol lipase activity. Bases 120 to 1166 code for a protein of 348 amino acids. The record is from RefSeq and is a predicted model, not a curated record. The transcript is spliced from 6 exons.
GUGUGUCCGAUGUGUUUACUUCUUUAGUCUUUUAUUUCUGUUUUUCAUUUUAACCUAAAAUUUUUGGAGACACGGGAGAAUCAUUUUUUCAUUUAUUCCUCAUCCAUAAAUACAGUCAGAUGGGUCAUAUUUCAUCCACGACAAUGAUAAAAAGCCUUACAAUUUCGGUUCUGGUUUUGUCAGCACAAGGAUUAUUGUUUUCCGAACCAAAGGAAGUCUGUUAUGCAAGGAUCGGGUGUUUCAGCAACGCAAGGCCAUUUGACAACACCAAGGGGACGCUUCCAGAUUCCCCGGAAAAGAUUCAGCCAACCUUUAUGCUCUACACGAGAAAAAACAAAAACACUGCCGAGAUCCUAAAUCCGUACGACUCCGACACCAUUUCAGAGUCUAAUUUUACAGCAAGUAGACCUACAGUUUUUAUCACACAUGGAUUUAGAGAUACUGCGACGACUGGAUGGCCUGUUACUAUGAAGGAUGCUUUUCUUUUAAAGGGUGACAUGAAUGUAAUACUUGUUGACUGGUCCAAAGGAACAAAAGGUAUUAACUACGUGAAGUCUGCAGCAAACACAAGGGUGGUAGGAGCUACUAUAGGUAAUAUGGUGAAAGCCUUGAAAGACACGGCGAACUCACAGCUUAACCAGGUUCACUUAGUUGGACACAGUCUUGGAGCCCAGAUUAUGGGGUAUGCCGGGGACUGGACAAGUACUAAUAUAAGGAUCGGACGAGUCGGAAGAAUAACGGGUCUAGACCCAGCUGGUUUAUAUUUUGAAAGAUUUGACAACAAAGUGAAACUAGAUCCAUCUGACGCAAUGUUUGUUGACGUCAUUCACACGAACGCCGCCUCUCUUUUAAAAAUGGGUUUUGGAAUCAGGACACCCAAUGGACAUGUCGACUUCUAUCCAAAUGGGGGCCGAAGCCAACCUGGUUGCGACGUGCUUCAGGCAGGAUGCAGUCAUAUGAGGGCCAUUCCCUACUUCACAGAGUCUAUCAACUCCUCUUGCCAAUUUAAGGCUUUUAAGUGUACAGAUUAUGAUGCAUUCUUAAAUGGAAAAUGCACUUCUUGCAGCACUGGCUGCAACAGAAUGGGUUACCAUGCCAGUAAAAAUACACAAGGGAAAUUUUAUCUGCAAACGAACUCUAAGAGUCCCUUCUGUAAAAGUCAGUGAUAAAUACUGCAAGAUGAAUGUUGUAAAAACUGAGGACUGUAUCAUAAUGCACAAGAAUUUGAGAAAAAAAAUUAUCAAUGAAAUGAAUCAUGAUGGCUUUAUUAGGUUAAUUAAUGGUGAUAUUAAAACAUACCACCAAUAACGGUAACACGACCUCCAAACGUUCUGUGAAGUUUAUUUAGUGAGUGAUGUCUAUCGUGUUAUUGUCUGAUUAUGGAAUUGUAUAUUCCGAAUUAAUUAUAAAAAGAACUGAUAUAGAGAAAAAUGAUAUUAUAUAUACAAAUGUAUGUUGAUAACUUAUAAGAUAAUAAAAAAAAG